AUGGACGUAUCAGAACACAGCAGGUACACACCCUUCAGAAUUAGUUUGGCAGAAGCAAGUUUGGAUAAUUACUGUAUCAAUGGCAAUGAUAUGACAGAACCCAGAGCAGUAGCCAAAGAGGUGGACAUGUCUGAACAGAGUAAACAGACACUUUUCAGAACUAAUCUAGAGGAGGCAAAUUUGGCUGAUUACUGUAUCGAUGACGAUGAUGUUGAUGAUAGGGAGGAAAGGUUUUCUACCAAAGAAUCGGCGACACACGCUAUUGUGGCAGUACACAACACCGACAUCAAUGGUCAAACGGUGAAAUGUAGCUGGGGCAAGGAGAGCGGGGAUCCGAACAAUGCUCAACAAACUGGACAGGCGUUAUCGUCGGCGACGUACCCAUACUACGCGGCGGCAGCAGCUGCCGCCGCGGCGGCGGCAGGCGUCGCGGGUGUCGGAGGCGUCGGUGGCGUCGGCGGUGCUGGCCAGCUAGGAUACUGGUAUCCGCCCCAAUCUUAUCCCACGACAGCGACGCAGAUGCAGGCGGGUGGCUUCCUGCAAGGAAUGCAAGGAUAUACUUAUGGACAGUUCGCCGGGUAUCAACAGGCGCAGUACAUGGGAAUGGGAAUGGGUGUCCACGCUGCUGGCACGGCAGCAGGCUGGGGCCAGGGAUUACCUGGGGGACCACAGUUACCGCCACACCAUGCCACGACGGUCACGGCACCCCCAGGGGUGCAAGCCGCACCCCCACCACCACCACCUCCGGCACAAAUGAUGGCCUACCCGAUGCAACAGUUCCAGCUAGCGGAUGAGGACUGGCUGACGCCUAGCCUUCUAGUGUGAUGGUAAGCAAGUACACCCCACCAACAGGAACAACUUCUACAGCAACAACAGUUACCACCACCACCACCACCAUUAUCACCACUACCACAACUACCAACAACAACAAAAUUUCCGUCACCAUCGACGCCACCGCGACAGCAAAAGCAACAAAAAUCAUGCCGCUUCCGGCUUGAUGAAUUCAUAAAGCAGAGGGCAGAAUAUGUCAAAACAUAGUUAACGAUCGCUUUAGUAAAAACAGAGCAUGGGAAACGAAAGACAAAGAGGGGAUGAAUUCUUGUCUGUAUAUAUAUAGAUAUACGGAUAUAUAGAUAUAUAUAUAUAUAUAUAGAUAUAUAUAUAUAGAUAUAAACGUAAAUCGAGAAAAACAAAAAUACACACACACACACACGUUUCUUAAAGUAAAUGGAGAAAAAGAGAAAAACGAAAAAAAUGGAAAGAAGAAAGAUAGAGGAACGAGAGUACUUGCACAGGUUCCCCUUCGAAUUUUCACGUCCAAUAUAAUAACCGGCAAUCUUUACGGGAAAGAGAACUAACUGGUACCGUCAACAAAUCGGAGGUAUCCUCUCGUCCAGUCUGUAGGGUAACGUAGUGUCUCUCUCGGCUUGAAUUAAUAGAUAGCGUUGCCGUCACGGUAGUGUCAAAAGCUUCAGUAAUGAAACACGAAUUCCGGGAUACGCGGACCACCAUGUGAUCAUCAAAGACAGUUUGUAGCGUAAACAGCCAAUAUUUUGUGUGCCGCAUCGUCCACAAAGGACCGA
Molecule: messenger RNA, 1583 nt
Organism: Eufriesea mexicana
Lineage: Eukaryota; Metazoa; Arthropoda; Insecta; Hymenoptera; Apidae
Product: RNA-binding protein Nova-2
Exons: 6
Coding region: 1-825 (274 amino acids)
Molecular function (GO): nucleic acid binding
Source: RefSeq, a predicted model, not a curated record